UGCAGCUGGAGCUCCUCUGAUCACACACACACACACACUGUACAGACACCAGCCGCUCUCUGAUCACACACACACAGUGCACAGACACCGACCGCGCUGUCAACAUGUUUCUGCUCGGAUUCUGCCUGUGCCUGGCCAUCGUCCAUGGAAUUGUCCCCGAGAUAUCUAAAACAGACAUGGACAUCAUUGCAAACAUGGAAACAAAUGUAGAAGGACAAACGCCACUGGGCGAUAUGUUCAAAGAUGUGGAGGAACGGAUGGAGGACACGCAGCAGAAGCUGGAGGACGCGGUGCAUCAGAUGGACAAUGAGACAGCAAAAUCCAGCCUCCACCCACACAAUGUCUCUUCAAAUCUCCAAAAUUACAGCAGUAUUGAAAUCAUAGCUGGGAAUCAAACCAUUUAUACUGCUGAGAGAAUCAAUAAGACAACGGACAAUUCAACCGAAGAUACAAACAACUUAACAACCAUACAACCCAGAGAUAAAGAGAACAGCAUUGAUCACGAGUGUAUCAUUGAUGAAGACUGUGAGAAGGGCAGCUACUGUCUCUACGAAACACAGAGCUCAAGGUGUCAGCCCUGCAAACACACCGAUGCGACAUGCACCAAAGAUGAGGAAUGCUGUGCGGGACAGCUGUGUGUGUGGGGUCAGUGUGCAAACAGCACAAAGGGAGAAGCAGGAACCAUCUGUCAGCACCAAAGUGACUGUAAGGAGGCGUUCUGCUGUGCCUUCCAUAAAGCCCUGCAGUCCCCAGUGUGCAACUCUAAGCCAAUAGAACGCGAGCGCUGCAUCAUUUCAGCCAAUCACCUGAUGGAGCUGCUGUCGUGGGAUUUGAAGGGGGAUGGUCCUCAACAGCACUGCCCAUGUGCGGGUGAUCUGCAGUGCCAACAUCUUGGACGAGGUGCACUGUGCCUGAAGAGUCAGAACUCCAGCGAGGAGGAGCUCGCUGAUACCCUCUACUCUGAGGUUGACUACAUCGUCUAGUGAGACAGACAGAUGAAGAGAAGCUGCUGAAACAGACAUGAACGCUUCAUCAUCACUCCAAAGCUUUGCAGGAAACGCCUUCAUUAUAAUCAACCAAACAGCAGUGAAUGUGCCUGAAUCUAAAGACUGUUCACACUGACAGCGAUUUGAAAAUCAAGCUGCCUGGAAGUUAUUCAUUUCCAAAGAAAGUUGGUGAUUUGAGGGGACAUGAGUGAUGGUUGGAGGCAUCAAAUGACAUGACAACACUUAAUGCAAGAGUCACAUGUGAGAUACAGUAGCUGAGCGCUUUUUCAUAGGAUGAUGAUUUGUUUAAUUGGAAUUGUGAUCAGAUUUUCAGCAGUAAUAUUUGGGCAUCCAGCAGAUCAAAUCAUUGUCAGUGUGAACAGCCCUCAAGUGUUGAAGCUCAACUGUGGCUUCUGAGCAUUGGAAAGUAGCACUUAUUAUUUAUAUACGGUAUUAAUGCUUUAAGAACACAUCAGGCAGAAACAUGGAAAGAGGAAAACUCUGCUGAGAGCCAAUCCAUCUUAGUUUAGUGUAGCAGCCAAAGUGACGCACCCAUACAAAAAACCUCUUGUAAUUUACCCAGGUAAUGAACACAAACUUGCUCCAGAAAAUAAAAGGUUAAAAAACA
Molecule: messenger RNA, 1614 nt
Organism: Cyprinus carpio (common carp)
Lineage: Eukaryota; Metazoa; Chordata; Actinopteri; Cypriniformes; Cyprinidae
Product: dickkopf-related protein 3-like
Biological process (GO): multicellular organism development; negative regulation of canonical Wnt signaling pathway
Cellular component (GO): extracellular region
Molecular function (GO): receptor antagonist activity; co-receptor binding
Source: RefSeq, a predicted model, not a curated record